AUGCGUCUCGUUUCCCACACCGUCUGGUCCCUCGUGGGCGCGUUGGCCUACCUAGGUGCCAUAUCUCAAGCCGCCGACGGCGUGCUGGAUAUCGGCCUCGUCUUCCCGCGCCAGAACGAGACGUAUGCGCCAAUGCAAAGGUUUCCCAUCAUCUUUGCACUUCAGAACGCCAAGCUAGCCCAAUAUCUCGAGCCCAUCGUUGACCUUGACGUUCUCAACGGCUCCAUGACCAUGCUCGACAAGAUCAACGAGAGGACCUUCGACCUCAAAUGGGCAAACUACACCAGGGAGCCCUACCUUCUCUAUGCCUUCAUGGACUUCGAAAUCGAGGGCCCUCUGCAGCUCCUCUGGACGACAUGGUGGAGACGGUGCGACGAGAGUGGCGGUGAAGUCCGCAUUGUCAGCAAUAGCAGUGACCAACUUCGGCUCCACUUCGACAUCAAGCAAGGCGCCCAGAAAGCCGACCUCGUUGAGGCGACGGCCAACGAGGAGAAGUGUCCCCCCAAUGUGGGAGUUGUUAUCGCCGUGACGGACAAGACACAAGAUGUCCCCAAGCCCCUUUCCGGCAACGACCAGUAUGGUACUUGUGCAUUCAUCGCCUCCCCCUCUCCAGCCCCGACCUCGAACCCCUGCAGAGUCAAGAUCGACGAGGCUACGGCUGAGAGCAUGGAGGCUGACGAGCAGGCUCGGAGAUGCAGACGUCCGAACCCACCUUCUGGUUGCCCAGAGAAGGAUAAUGCUUACCAGAAGCUGGCCGUCGCAGGGGGCGCAACCCUCGCGGCUGCUCUCGGCGUCGCCGCUUUCCUCCUUGUCUGA
Messenger RNA from Colletotrichum spaethianum, 816 nucleotides. RefSeq lists its product as uncharacterized. The record is from RefSeq and is a predicted model, not a curated record. The transcript has a single exon. NCBI's taxonomy places the organism in Eukaryota, Fungi, Ascomycota, Sordariomycetes, Glomerellales, Glomerellaceae. The coding region runs from base 1 to 816 and encodes 271 amino acids.